UAUAAUAAUAAAAUGGAAGUUCUUACUGAAGCUAUCGAAGAAGAAAAUAUUAAGAAAGUCAGCCUAGAGAAGUUUGCCCUGGAAGAAGCCAAGGAGCAAGAGGUCACCACAUGUCAGAGCAUCUUCUAUAAGGUUCUUCAAGAUGAAAAAAUUGAGCCAUUGGAUCUAGACUCCGAAGAAGUUUCAGCAAACAGUUUACUUUACAUUUGGGUGGACGAAAUCAGAGCUGAAAAACUUUUGAAAAGUUUGAAGUGUCUUAAGUUUUUUGAUAUAGAUUGACUUUAUUUGGAUGGGAUUGAUUCUAAAAAUAGGCGUUUUGUUUUAAAUUUCUUACAAUCCUCAUUCCCAAAUAAAAUUAAGAAACUCACUUUUUGAUCCAGUUGUCAUAUGGAUCUGAAAAGGCCCAACUACUUAAACUCCCUGACCGGACUCAGCUCCAAAGUCGUUCGAGAAGUUUGCUUUGGACAUUUCAGCAUCGGCCUGCCCCAACUGAAGAGGUUGGUGGCAGCUUUCAGGCAUGUGAGAACUUUGGUAUUGAGAAAUUGCAGGCUAUCUAUCCCAAAUGCUCCUGAUUUGUCAAAGGCUCUGAAGAAUUGCCAGAUCCAGGAAAUAAAUUUAUUAGCAUCAGGAAACCUGGCUAGAAGUGAUUGGGAGAACAACUUAGAUGAGUUCGAGAACUUGGUACAAGGGUUAGCAAGCUCUCCAGAUUUAAGAUUGAGUCUUGGAAAAGUAAAUGUCUCUGAAUGCGGAGUAAAGAAAAACAAAGCUGAACAAGUCUUUGAAGAAAACCAGCUUGGAGGAGUAAAAAUAAUUGAUGGAUAUUAAAUUU
Messenger RNA from Moneuplotes crassus, 829 nucleotides. The record is from the annotation of a GenBank genome assembly. Lineage: Eukaryota; Ciliophora; Spirotrichea; Euplotida; Euplotidae.